Molecule: messenger RNA, 393 nt
Organism: Mesocestoides corti
Lineage: Eukaryota; Metazoa; Platyhelminthes; Cestoda; Cyclophyllidea; Mesocestoididae
Source: the annotation of a GenBank genome assembly
AUGGUGAGACCACGUCUACAGGACUACACGCAAAAGGUAGCUCAACUCAUUGCUACCGACAAGGAUCUCUGCGCCACACCGAAUGAUCCUCCCGCUGAUUGUCAGAUCUUGAAAUACCGCCUCGUGUAUGGUACUAGAGAAAAACGCCUAUUUAGGAUUAAUUCCAAUGGGGAUAUUUACUUCAACUCGGAGAAUGAUUUUGAAGACUGGAAGUCCAUCGGGUCAGCUUCCUUCACUGUGGUAGCAAGAAACUACAGAGAGUUCGGAACGGCGAAUGGAUCGACGCGGGUGACAGUGGUGAAUGGACGUCCAUAUGGAUUUUUUGAAGUGCCAUCAGACGUAAGUGCAAUUAGAUACCCUAAUGGUCUUUGGGAAGCGAUGUUCUUGGGUUGA